Molecule: messenger RNA, 1919 nt
Organism: Cercospora beticola
Lineage: Eukaryota; Fungi; Ascomycota; Dothideomycetes; Mycosphaerellales; Mycosphaerellaceae
Source: RefSeq, a predicted model, not a curated record
CCCGCCAUUCUUGGAGUACGUGCCACCCACCUCCCCCUCACCUCUGACACAAUACAUGAUGAAGCAUUUUGGAUAAAAAAAAACACCACCGAGAGCGCAAAAAACGUGUGGAUAUCUCCGUUGCCUUCCUUCUGAUCAAAACUCGCAAACUCCUCUUCGCGCAGCAUACUCGAGCCACUUCGCGAGGAGGCAUGCUAAUUGGCUUGCUAGUCCUCCGAAUCACAACCACAGCCUCCUCAAGCACAACACCAACAACAACCUCAGCAGCAGCAGCCCGGGCAGUUCCGUGGCCCUCCUCCAUACCCAGGCCCUCCACAGCAGUUUGGCUACCCUGGACCGCCGCCCGGGCAAUUCCAGCAGCCUCCACGAUUCAAUGCGCCAGGCGGAGCGCAUGGAUUUCCGGGACAGCCUGGUGCUGUGCCCGGCUACGGCAUGAACUUUGGUGGGCCUCCCCCACCUGGAUAUGGUCCUCCUGGGCAGUUCUAUGGUCCGCCCGGUCAAGGCUUCGGACCUCCUGGGCAAUUUCCACACCAGCAACCUAUUGGCCCACCGGGCAUGAACCAGCAGCGUCCACCACAGCAGACACCUAAUCAACAGCAACAGCAGCAAGCGCCCAUUGGAAGCAAGCAGAACACUCCUCAGCCAGCUCCUUCGCAAGCUCCUCAAGCUCCGUCUGCGCAGCCCCCACAAAACAAACCAGCUGAGAUGUCCACCACGCCGGUGCCUUCGGCCACGAGCGGCCCACCACCGCCAGUCGAGUCGAAACCCACUGCCGCUGCUGCCACUGCCCCACCUGAGGCAGCGAAAGCACAGGCGCAAGCUCCCGUGCCUGCCCUGCCCAAGCCUGCGUCCAAGGCCGGCAAUCGUGUUGCUCUUCCCCUUCCUGCCUCGAGUCCCGCUACCGCCAAACCACGAGCAGCCCCUCCUGUUCCUCAGGCCUCUGCGCCCGCUGCAACAGCUGCACAGUCCGGUCCAUCACAGUCCGCGACAACCGCCACAGAAGCUGCUACGGCCGCAGUCGCUGCAGCGAUGGCCAAGCUUGGUGCGGUGAAUCAGCAUACAGGAGCUGUAGACAAUCUAUCGCAAAAGGUGAACCAGAUGAGGGUAUCGGAUGGCCAAACACGGGGCCGAGGAAGAGGUCGCGGUGGCGCUCGAGGCGGUCGGCGCGAAAGCCAGCCGAAGACGGUUGACGUCCCGAAAGAAGACUUUGACUUUGAGAGCGCCAACGCAAAGUUCAACAAGCAAGAGCUGGUCAAAGAAGCUAUCGCAUCUGGUAGCCCAAUCACCAGCCCUACCAAUGGCGACGUUGCCGACCCGCUUUCAACUGCCACAAAUGGACACACGGAUGACGAUGUGGUCAUCCCACCGAAGGAAAAGGGAUAUGACAAGAAGUCGUCGUUCUUUGACAACAUCAGCAGCGAUCUAAAGGAUCGUACCUCACAACAGCAGAAUGGCGAGUUUGUUGAUGGUCGCGCACUGCGACGCGAGGAGCGCUCCAAGAACAUGGACACGUUCGGCCAAGGAAGCAUCGAUGGUGGCUUCCGCGGACGUGGUCGAGGCCGAGGCCGUGGAGGUUUCGGAGGCCGUGGACGUGGUCGUGGAGGAUUUGACGCUGCACGCGGUGGGUUUGAACACCGCGGUGGCUACAGAGGGCGUGGACGGGGUGGCUUCGAGGCUGCGGCAGUGUAGGGAACUGCCGCUUUGCAUCUCAUGAUUUGAUCGCACAGAUUCGCUGGUGUGGUCGAGAGCACAGAUGUGCCAGACACGGCGAAACGAAGGACUUGUAUUAUAGUGGAUGACCAUGCGGAUUGCCUGCCCGUGCAUGGGAGGCAGAGAUCCGGAAGUUAUGCAGAUACGCCAUCACGACAGUAGACUGCUUCGGCGGUCAAGAACAUCAUGAAGCCUCAGCGUUCUCUCUG